CCCUUCAGACUACCUGUUCCCAAACUAGAAGAUACAAUAAGGAGAUACUUGAAUGCACAGAAACCUCUUUUAAAUGAUGAACAGUUCAGGAAAACAGAAGAUCUUGCUCAUCAAUUUGAAAAAGGAAUUGGAAGACAGCUGCACGAGCAACUAGUUGCUCAAGACAGUCAAAACAAGCAUACUAGUUAUAUUACAGGUCCCUGGUUUGAUAUGUACUUGAAAGCACGUGAACCUGUUGUUUUGAAUUUUAAUGCAUUUAUGUCUUUUUAUCCUGAUCCAAAAUCUGAAUACAAUGAUCAGCUCAUACGAGCUACGAACAUGACCGUUUCUGCUAUACGUUUUAUGAAGACCUUAAGGGCUGGUUAUCUAGAACCAGAAGUUUUUCACCUCAAUCCUCAAAAAAGUGACACUAAGCUCUUCAAAAAAUUCAUUCGAUUUGUGCCUUCUUCUCUUUCUUGGUUUGGUACCUACAUGGUCAAUGCAUAUCCCCUAGAUAUGUCUCAGUACUUCAGGCUUUUCAAUUCAACACGCCUGCCUAAACUCAACAGAGAUGAGCUUUAUACAGAUGAAAAGGCAAAGCAUUUGCUGGUGCUGAGAAAUGGGAAUUUUUAUGUAUUUGAUGUUAUUGAUAAAGAUGGAAAUAUGGUGAAACCUUCAGAAAUACAAGCGCACUUGAAAUACAUCCUCGGUGACAAUAGUCCAGCCCCAGCCUUCCCUCUUGGAUAUCUCUCCAGUGAAAACAGAGAUACAUGGGCGUUGCUGAGAAAAAAUCUAUUGGACAAUGGCAAUGAAGAAGCUCUUCAAAAAGUAGACUCUGCCCUCUUUUGCUUAAGUUUAGAUGACUUUUCUGUCAAAGACCUUGUGCACUUGUCCCACACUAUGUUACAUGGAGAUGGUGCUAACCGCUGGUAUGACAAAUCCUUUAAUCUUAUCAUAACCAAAGACGGCACGGCAGGAAUUAAUUUUGAACAUUCUUGGGGAGAUGGGGUGGCUGUGCUCAGAUUCCAGAAUGAGAUUUUUAAAGAUAGCACUGCAGAACCAGCUGUCAGCCCCCAGUCCCAGCCUGCUUCAGUUGACUCUUCUAGAGCGGUACAGAGACUUGACUUCAAGCUGAAUGAUGCCUUAAAAGCAGGAAUUACCAAAGCCAAACAGAGUUUUGAUUCUACUGUAGGAACACUUGUUCUCGAUAUGCUUCAGUUCCAGAAGGGGGGCAAGGACCUGCUAAAGCAGAAGAAGGUAAGUCCAGAUGCUGUGGCGCAGCUUGCCUUCCAGAUGGCUUUUCUUCGACAAUACAAUCAGACUGUUGCUACAUACGAAUCUUGCAGCACUGCAGCUUUUAAACACGGUCGUACAGAAACUGUACGUCCUGCCUCCAUCCAUACAAAGAAAUGUUCAGAAGCUUUUGUCAAAGAACCAUCCAAAUAUAGUACAGAAGAGCUUCAGAAGAUGAUUGUGGAGUGCUCAGAAUACCAUGGCCGUUUGACAAAAGAAGCUGCUAUGGGUCAGGGAUUUGACCGCCAUCUCUUUGGCUUGCGCUACUUAGCCUUAUCCAAAGGUACUGCAUUACCUGAUUUCUACCAAGACCAAGCCUAUGCUCAGCUUAAUCACAACAUCUUGUCUACAAGCACGUUGUCUAGCCCAGCUGUGCAAUUAGGAGGAUUCGGCCCAGUGGUGUCUGAUGGUUUUGGAAUAGGGUAUGGAGUACAUAAUGAUUGGAUAGGUUGCAAUGUUUCCUCUUACCCAGCUAGGAAUGUGAAAGAAUUCUUGCAGUGUAUAAACAAGUCACUGGAAGAUAUCUUUAAUAUUUUACAGGGCAAAAAGAUUGGUAGUUAGACAUAAAA
Molecule: messenger RNA, 1841 nt
Organism: Tinamus guttatus (white-throated tinamou)
Lineage: Eukaryota; Metazoa; Chordata; Aves; Tinamiformes; Tinamidae
Source: RefSeq, a predicted model, not a curated record